Messenger RNA from Daphnia pulicaria, 2228 nucleotides. Its product is annotated as ammonium transporter Rh type B-like. NCBI's taxonomy places the organism in Eukaryota, Metazoa, Arthropoda, Branchiopoda, Diplostraca, Daphniidae. Bases 381 to 1871 code for a protein of 496 amino acids. Gene Ontology annotation, cellular component: plasma membrane. The record is from RefSeq and is a predicted model, not a curated record. Gene Ontology annotation, molecular function: ammonium channel activity. Gene Ontology annotation, biological process: ammonium transmembrane transport; ammonium homeostasis. The transcript is spliced from 8 exons.
GACGAGACCACGUGCAGGCUACAAAUUAAUCCAUUACAAAAUGCUAAAUUAAUUGUGUUCUGUAUUAAAAUUAAACGUACGGCGCUAUCAUAGCACAGUUACUCGCAUAGUUUGACUUCGUCAUUGAUUCAGAUUUCAGAAGCAUGAGACGGCGCAUGACAGAGUCAAUUUUUUAAAUAGAAAGUCUAGAUUUCGUGUCAAUUUCAUUCACGAUUAAUUUUAUUAUGGAUUACAUAGCUUGUCUUUUACCAUUCCUACUAUAGCUUAAGGAUUACUGGUGAACAAAUUUUCCUCGAUUAUUUAUUUUGAAAAAAGGUUUCACCAAGAAGUAUACUAGAGGGUGUCGAACUCCAGUUCAACCGCCAUCAUUUGUCUGAUUUAUGUUUAAAAAAAAAAACAUGUUUGAUUUCAGUAGCAUUUUGACUAGUCGCCGGAGCACAGCUGCAUACUUAGGCUCUUAUUUCACGAUGGAGAAUAAUGGGAGCUUUGCAUUGUGUAUAUUAUUUCUUGAACUUGCUCUGUGUUGGGCGUAUGCAAUGUUUGUUGACUAUACUGGAGAAUCGAUUGGAAUCGUCGUAGAAAAUGAUUUUGAUCGUGUUCGUGGGACUCACGUUAGAAAACAUUUGUCAUCGAUUUACUACUACAUGUUUCAGGAUGUUCAUUUGACGGUGGUCAUUGGGUUCGGCUUCCUUGCAACUUUUUUAAAACGGUAUGGCAAUAGUUCUGUCGUCUCGACUUUAUUGGUCGUGGCAAUUACACUUCAAUGGGCGACUUUAUGCCAAGGAUUUUUUCAAAUGCAACGCGGGAAAAUUCACGUCAGCAUUACCAAUUUGGUGCAUGCUGAUUUCGCUACGCUAGCGAUAUUAAUUUCAUUCGGAGCCGUUCUUGAUUUGACCACUCCGACUCAGUUGAUAAUUAUGGCCAUCUGUGAAAUACUUUGUUUCGCCACCAACGAAUACAUCUGCCUCGACAUUUUACAGAUUUCGGACGUUGGAGUUUCAAUGUUGGUUCACGUUUUUGCUGCUUAUUUCGGCCUAACAGUGAGUUGCGUCUUGCGAAAAAACAGACCGGAAAGAGAGACGGUCAGUAUCACCCUUCCAACUUCCGAUCUAUUCGCCGUAAUCGGUAUUAUUUUUAAUGUCGUUUUGUUGAAAGAAAUAAUUUUCCGAUGGGAACUUUUAGGGACGAUGUUUCUAUGGCUUUUUUGGCCUACACUAAACGCUAGUUUAGCUCAGGGCGAUGCCCAGCACAGAGCUGUUAUUAAUACUUACUAUUCUUUAGCAGCGAGUACUGUCGUGACUUUGGCUAUAAGUCUAAGUUCCCUUUUGGACAAUAAACGAUCCUAUACGGUACAAAUUCAAAAUUCAGCUUUGGCAGGAGGAGUUGCAAUUGGCACAGCUGCUGACAUGAUGAUUUAUCCAUUUGGUGCGAUUAUUGUGGGAUGUUUCGCUGGGCUAGUUUCAGUGCUCGGAGUGGUGGUUUUUACUCCAGGAAUCAAUCGAAUAUUCGGUAUUCGGGACACUAAUGGUGUUCACAAUUUACAUGGCCUUCCGGGAUUAAUUUCCGCAUUUGUAGGAGCUAUUGCAGCGGCGUUUGCUACAGAAAAAAAUUACAAUUACACUUUGUAUCGGCUGUUUCCUGCUAGAACACCCAUGGUCAAAACUCCAGAUUACUGGAAUUUGGAACACCACGUUGGAAAUGUUGUGCCAGGGUUGGCUCGUUCUGCUUUAAGUCAAGGAGCUUACCAAAUUGCGGCUCUAGGAACUACUCUAGCAUUUGCUAUAUUCGGAGGACUAAUUACUGGGUUUGUUUUACGCUUACCGCUUUUUAAUCAGCGAAGGAGGAACAAUUUCAUUAACGACGAGGUGUAACAUUAAUCGACUUAUCAUCUUCAAUAAUGAAUAUUUUAUAAAGAAACACUUAUGGCUUAUUGCAUUUAAUUUAACGGUAACAAUAUUCGUAGUUGUCUAAAUACUGAUCUAAAAAACUGUAAAAAGAAAAAAGGUUCCAACAAAAAUACAGUUUGCUACAUAGGUUUCCAAAAUGAAGAGUACAAGAUGAUUGACAAUGAAUGGUAUGAUAUUAAGGUCGGAGGUUGAUCGAUAAUCUCACAACAAAGGCUUCCUUAACUCCCUAGCCAUGUCAGAUCCACAUAUUUUCCUUAGAAAUAAAAUACUGAGAAACUCUAUAGUUUAAGUUGUCAAAGUGUGGCCUCGUCAUUUUGAAAA